Botrytis sinoallii is the source of this 483-nucleotide messenger RNA. RefSeq lists its product as uncharacterized. The transcript has 4 exons. Gene Ontology annotation, biological process: translation. The coding region runs from base 1 to 483 and encodes 160 amino acids. The record is from RefSeq and is a predicted model, not a curated record. Gene Ontology annotation, molecular function: structural constituent of ribosome. Lineage: Eukaryota; Fungi; Ascomycota; Leotiomycetes; Helotiales; Sclerotiniaceae. Gene Ontology annotation, cellular component: cytosolic large ribosomal subunit; ribosome.
AUGGGUCACCCAGCAGGUCUCCGCGCCGGUACUCGGUAUGCAUUCAGCAGAAACUUCAAGGAUCAUGGUAUGAUCAAGUUGUCGACCUACUUGAGACAAUACAAGGUCGGUGACAUUGUUGAUAUCAAGGCAAACGGUGCCGUUCAAAAGGGUAUGCCCCACAAGGUUUACCACGGAAAGACUGGUGUCGUUUACAACGUCACCAAGAGCGCCGUUGGUGUUAUCAUCUACAAGAAGGUCAAGCACAGAUACAUCGAGAAGCGUGUCAACCUCAGAAUCGAGCACGUCUCCCUCUCCCGCUCAAGAGAGGAGUUCGUCCGCAGAGUCAAGAAGAACGCCGAGUUGAAGAAGCAAUCGAAGGCCGAUGGUACCCACGUUCACUUGAAGAGACAGCCAGCCAUGCCAAGAGAGGCCAGAACCAUUUCGAUGAAGGAUAACGUACCAGAGACAAUUGUACCAAUCGCAUACGAGACGACUAUCUAA